Molecule: messenger RNA, 467 nt
Organism: Aspergillus ruber CBS 135680
Lineage: Eukaryota; Fungi; Ascomycota; Eurotiomycetes; Eurotiales; Aspergillaceae
Product: cysteine-rich PDZ-binding protein
Exons: 3
Biological process (GO): cytoplasmic microtubule organization
Molecular function (GO): microtubule binding
Source: RefSeq, a predicted model, not a curated record
CCGAAUCGCAUUCUAGAUAACUACCACAACUUCACUUCCUCUCUUUCUCUCUACCCAUAACCCUCCAGAACGAACAUACAAAACAAACAAAAUGGUCUGCUCAAAAUGCCAGAAAAAGCUCAAAUCUACCGAACUUGCGACUCCCGGCGUAAAACGCAAGAACGAAAUGUACUAUGGCUCGCCCGCGACAAGUGGCAGUUCUAAAUCGACGUUGGGGAGUACGGGUGUUUCGAAGAAUAAAUUGUUGAGCUCCAAGGCGAAGAAUCCGUAUGCUGCUUAUUCGUCUUCGUGUGAAUCGUGCAAGACGAAGACGGAGCAGGGGAAGAAGUUUUGUCAGCGGUGUGCUUACCAGAAGAAUUCCUGUCCGAUGUGCGGAAAGAGUUUGGCCGCAAAGUCUUCCAAAGAACAGCCGAUUGUUCAAGGGCAAAAAUUCAACUUGAAGUGAUGCGCCUACCAUUUACUUGUUU